AUGCCGGACGAGGGCACGGACGCCGACGCCAUCGACCCGGCGACGAAGUGGUGGAACCGGCCCAUCAAGCCGGAGACGGGCAUCGGCACGCACACGCUCGACGUCGAGAUCCUCGUCGCCGGCGACGGCUACCGCUUCCCCAAGCCGGGCAACGUCGUCGCCGUCCAGUACGUCGGCUACCUGCCCAGCGGCAAGGUCUUCGACUCGACCUACCGCCGCGGCGCGGCGCCGGCGCCGAAGAGAGAUCGCACGCCGUUCAAGUUCAAGCUCGGCCAGAACCAGGUCAUCGAGGGCCUCGACACGGCCAUCUCCCAGCUGAGCGCCGGCGAGCGCGCGAAGAUCCGCGUCGGCUCCGAGCGCGCCUUCGGGAAGAAGGGCUUCCCCUACCUCGUGCCGCCGUCGACGCCGCUCGUCUUCGACCUCGAGUACCUCGGCUCCGAGUGA
Messenger RNA from Aureococcus anophagefferens, 444 nucleotides. RefSeq lists its product as hypothetical. Lineage: Eukaryota; Pelagophyceae; Pelagomonadales; Pelagomonadaceae. Bases 1 to 444 code for a protein of 147 amino acids. Gene Ontology annotation, molecular function: peptidyl-prolyl cis-trans isomerase activity. The transcript has 2 exons. The record is from RefSeq and is a predicted model, not a curated record.